AUGGAUAAUGCAGAUUGUACAAACUUAGGCAAUCAGCCAACAUGUGAUUCGAAAGACUUAAAAGGUGAAGAAGAGCAGUUUGAGCAUUCUCAUCAUAAUGAGGAGGCGAUUGAAGAGGUAAUUCUUGGAAAAGAGUUUCCGGAUGUUAAUAGUGCAAAGAAGUAUUAUAUGAAUUAUGGUGGCAAAAAUGGCUUCAAUGUGAAGAUAAGAAAUAGUAGAAAAAACAGUGAGGAUUUUGUGACAUGGAAAAGUCAUAAUCAUGCUUUAGUUGCUACUCCUAUGAAGUAUAUGUCGAAGGUCAAUAGAAGUAUAUCAAAGGCACAAAAGGCACAUGCAGAUGAUGCUGAAUAUUCUGGGUUCUCCAUGAAAUCCACUGUGGAUUCGAUGAGUAGAGAAGUAGGUGGGCCAGAGAAUCUUGGAUUCACAAACAAGGAUUACAUGAAUUACAUACAUAGAAAGCGAAUGUCUAAAAUGGAAAAGGGAGAUGCAGGUGCUAUAUUGCAGUACUUUCAAAAGAUGCAAUCUGAGAAUUCGUCAUAUUUUUAUUCAAUUCAACUUGACGAGGAUAACAUGAUCACAAACAUAUUUUGGGCAGAUGCUCGAUCGAUAAGUGAUUAUGGUCAAUUUGGAGAUGUGGUUUGUUUUGAUAUGACGUACCGAACAAAUGAAUAUGGCCGACCCUUUGCACCGUUUGUUGGGGUUAAUCAUCAUAAGCAAACAACAUUGUUUGGCGCAGCUUUGUUAUAUGAUGAGACAAUUGAAUCUUUCAAGUGGUUAUUUGAGACUUUCCUCUCUGCUAUGUCUGGUAAGCAACCAUUGACCAUUCUUACUGAUCAGUCUGCUGCCAUGGCUAGAGCAAUACAAGAGGCUCUUCCACAAGCUACUCAUCGGUUAUGUGUUUGGUAUCUUUAUCAGAAUGCUGCUAAGAAUCUGAGUUAUGUAUUUCAUGGAUCCUCAGAAUUUGCUGCUGAUUUUGGUAAUUGUAUGUAUGACUAUGAGUUUGAGCAUGAAUGGCUAUUAGCAUGGAAUGCUAUGCUUGAGAAAUAUAGCCUCAAAGAAAACAAGUGGUUGAAUGCUUUAUUUGAAUUGCGAGAGAAGUGGGCAAUGGUGUAUGGGAGACAUACUUUCACCGCUGAUAUGAAAAGCACACAACGUAGUGAGUCCAUGAAUAAUGUGCUUAAGAAUUAUUUGAUGCCGGAGCAUAAUCUUUUGCGGUUUUUAGAACAUUAUGAAAGAGUUUCGGCUGAUCGAAGAUAUCAAGAGUUGACUGCUGAUUACAAGAUGAUACAUACAACUCCUGUCUUAGCAGUAAGUGCGCAUAUGCUGCAACAUGGAGCAGAGGUAUAUACCCCGGAGGUUUUCUCACUCUUUGAGAAAGAAUUUGUGAGAAUUCAUAAUUAUAGUACCUACAAGGUUGGUAAGUGUGGGAUGACAUCAGAAUAUAUAGUGUCAUAUAGUUCUGAACAUAAUGAGCACUUGGUCAAAUAUGAAGCUCCAGCACACAAUGUUGAGUGUAGUUGUAAAAAGUUUACUUUCAUUGGGAUUUUGUGUGCUCAUGCAUUAAAAGUGCUUGACAAGAAGAACGUGAAGAGAAUUCCACCGCAAUACAUUUUAAAGCGAUGGACAAGACAAGCAAAAGCAGUGAGUAUUAUUAGUUAUCGUGAAAAUGAGGUUCAUGGAAACCCGAAGGUGUCGACUGGCAAACGGUAUGGCUAUCUAUGCCGCACUUCUGGUGAUAUUUUAACAGUUGCAGCUGAUGAUGAAGAGUUAACAAAAUAUGCCCAUGAAUGUUUGGUUUAG
Molecule: messenger RNA, 1800 nt
Organism: Fragaria vesca subsp. vesca
Lineage: Eukaryota; Viridiplantae; Streptophyta; Magnoliopsida; Rosales; Rosaceae
Product: protein FAR1-RELATED SEQUENCE 5-like
Exons: 2
Coding region: 1-1800 (599 amino acids)
Biological process (GO): regulation of DNA-templated transcription
Molecular function (GO): zinc ion binding
Source: RefSeq, a predicted model, not a curated record